UGAUUCUUUUCUUUCACUUAGUGUUGCCUUUCCUUAACAGAAAUAUUCGGAAUACAAAUUAAUCUCCUUAGAAAUCUCCAAUAUGUUCGGAAAGGACGCUAGUAAGGGCGGAAUCGAAUUUCAAUUUCGAACUCUUAGAGCCAAUGGUGCUCGCCAGCGCGAAGCUUUCGAAAAUGGCAUUGAUCCACAAACUCUCGAUAUUGGUGUUGUUAAUGGCAAAUGCGAGAAUUCCCUAUUAUAUUUUCAAGAUUUCAUUAUCUAGCACCCGAACUAGCACAACAUUUCCUUGCUUAACUUUUCAACACACAGACCAAAUAUUAAUAUACAUCAUAGCAAUGGCAAAGUGGUUGAACGAUGGUCGUACCGCAUCUGCCUUGGACCAUCAAUUUCGACCCAUCAAAGCUGCUGCUAAGAAUGCAUCAUGCAAUUCCCCUUCUUCCUUUAGCAUUGCUUUACGCGCCUCCUCCGUCAAAUUCUAUCCAUAUUUCAUAACGUCUUACCAUCCAUCCAUCGCAACCACUCAUCCCUAUAGGAAUAUCUUACUAACAUCUUUCAGCCACCGCCGAAAAAUACGGUGAUGGUACAACAGGUAAGGCUAUAUCCACCCGUUUCGAAAGGUAUGUAUCC
Molecule: messenger RNA, 627 nt
Organism: Sclerotinia trifoliorum
Lineage: Eukaryota; Fungi; Ascomycota; Leotiomycetes; Helotiales; Sclerotiniaceae
Source: the annotation of a GenBank genome assembly